GCAACGGUGGACAUAAACCUCGUGUAGCGGGUAGAAAGAAAUCGGCGUGUGAAGUAUAGGUUAGCGUGCGUAUUUUAGACAUUGAUAAGUGUUUCACGCUUUGAUUUUUUAGUUUUUAUACAAAUUGUUGAACGCUAAUGUAAAUUUACAUCAUUGUAAUCAUGGCGGUACGUGUACAGUUCGAAAAUAACAAUGAAAUCGGAGUAUUUUCCAAGCUAACCAAUUCUUACUGCCUCGUAGCAAUCGGCGGUUCCGAGAAUUUUUACAGUGUAUUCGAGGCUGAAUUAGCUGAAACCAUUCCUGUAAUUCACGCAUCGGUUGCAGGAUGUCGGAUAAUAGGCCGAUUAUGUGUCGGAAACAAGAAUGGUUUAUUAGUCCCAAACACAACUACAGAUACAGAAUUGCAGCACAUACGAAACUCACUGCCAGAUAAUGUUAAAGUGCAAAGAAUUGAAGAAAGACUCUCUGCGUUGGGUAAUGUGAUUGCAUGUAAUGAUUAUGUGGCUCUAGUUCAUCCUGAUCUUGAUAGGGAAACGGAAGAAAUUUUAGCUGAUACAUUGAAUGUAGAAGUUUUUAGACAAACUGUGGCAAGUAAUGUCUUGGUAGGCUCGUAUUCAGUGUUAUCAAAUCAAGGUGGUUUAGUGCAUCCAAAAACAUCUAUACAGGAUCAAGAUGAACUAUCAUCUUUAUUACAAGUUCCACUUGCUGCAGGUACAGUAAACAGAGGCAGCGAUGUUAUAGCUGCAGGAAUGGUUGUAAAUGAUUGGGCAUCUUUUUGUGGUAUGGAUACAACCUCGACAGAACUUUCAGUGAUCGAAAGUGUUUUUAAGCUUAAUGAAGCUGCCCCAGCUGCUAUUACCUCAACUAUGCGUGCAUCUCUUAUAGAAAGUAUGUCUUAAAUAAAAAUAAACUCUCUGAGAGAGUUUAACAAAAAAAGAGAAGGUUAUUAAAUAGAUUGUACUGUGUACAUAAGUUCAAUAUUUAUGUCAAUGCAAUUGCACAAAGCAAUGAGGUGCUUUGAACGACACAUCUUUAGCAAGCACAUUUUCAUGAUUCCAGCAUAGAAUAACUUAAAAUUGAAAUAUUCUGUACUAAAAUUUAUAUGAAAUACACUUUAAGUUCUGUCUUUAAUUACCAAAGCAA
Messenger RNA from Osmia lignaria (orchard mason bee), 1143 nucleotides. RefSeq names its product eukaryotic translation initiation factor 6 (gene eIF6). Gene Ontology annotation, biological process: cytosolic ribosome assembly. Gene Ontology annotation, molecular function: ribosome binding. NCBI's taxonomy places the organism in Eukaryota, Metazoa, Arthropoda, Insecta, Hymenoptera, Megachilidae. The record is from RefSeq and is a predicted model, not a curated record.